UUCGGAUUUACCGAGUCUGGACCCGAUAAAUCCCGGUUUUCGAGUGCGAUGGAGACAAUGAGAGCUGUGGUUGGAACAGGUUGGAAGCUAAACUACAGAAAACUUCUGCUUGUAGAUAUUUUUGCGAAAUUAAUACAGUAAUGACAGAAGUAAAUGACAACAUAUCGUGGCAAAUGUGAAUACGUUGUUUUUAUUUUGAAUGCGUGGUGAAGAAAUAUGAACAUGAAUAUGAAAAUACCAGAGGAGAACAUUCACGAAGUAUUUGAUAAACUGGUUGAAGGCGAGGAAAUUGUAAAGAAACAAUUAAAUGAUAUACUUUUGCGUCAUUCUCGUAUUGAUUCAAAAUUACAAAUAUUAAGUAAACUUCUUCCCAAUGCUGUUGAAAUACACAAUAGGACAGAUAAAUUUCAAAACAUGGUGACUCAUACUAGGGAGUUGGCUGAAAAUGUGACAGAAAGAGUGCAACAACUUAAUUUGGCAAGGAACAGAGUCUGUGAAUAUCAAAAUCGCGUGCACAACAUUCCUGAUCUUCAAUCUUGUAGUCAAGCUGUCAUCAUGGCAUUACGUAAUGAAGAUUAUGAACAAGCAGCUGCUCAUGUGCAUCGCUACUUGUUAAUGGAUAAAAAAUUAUUGGAACAAAAUUCUGAAGACAAUGCAGGUGAUACUACCAGUGUGACAAGUUCUCUUGCUACCCUACAGCGAGCUAUUUUGGAGUUGAAGACAAUCGUUACUAAAAAAUUUGAUGAAGCCGUUAAAUUAGAAAAUUUAACUGCUAUUGAAAGAUUCUUCAAAAUAUUUCCUUUAUUAGGGAUGCAUAUUGAUGGUUUGAACAAAUUUUGUCAGUAUUUAUGCACAAAACUUCAAGAAACUGCACAAAAGAAUUUAAAGAUUGCUUUAGAUGUGAAAAAUACGGAUCCCAGGGCAUCGAUCAUAUAUGCCGACACAAUGACUUUACUAUUUGAAGGAAUUGCACGAAUUAUUGAAGUCCAUCAACCAAUUAUAGAAACUUAUUAUGGCCCUGGAAGAUUACUAAUGACUGUUACUAUGUUACAGAAAGAAUGUGAUAGGCAAAUCAAGAAAAUCGUUACGGAGUUUAUGAAACAUAGGAAUAUGUCAAAAAGGAUGCAAUCAAUCAAUGAUUACUUACGAAGGCAAACUCCUGAUAAAAUUGAUCCAAAAGAUCUUGAUUUACUUCUUGGAGAAUUAACAGUAAUGCAUUCACGAGCUGAACUGUACAUACGUUUUAUUAGGAGAAGAGUAAUCAAUGACCUUGAUAUAAGUACAACUAGUAACAUCCAACGGAAAGAUUUAUUAAAUGAAUUUGAAAUGAUAAUUAAUAAUUCUGAGUUGGCACACAGUAUGCAGGAAUUAUUGGGGGCUUACCUUGCACUUGAAAGAUACUUUUUGGAAGAAAGCGUCAAUAAAGCUAUUGGAAUGGAUGUCCUGGAUCAAGAUCAGCAAACAUCCAGUAUGGUAGAUGAUGUCUUUUUUAUAGUUCAGAAAUGCAUAAGACGAGCUAUAUCCACUUGGAGUAUAGAUGGAGUUUGUGCGGUAGUUAACAUGACAUGCGGGAUUUUAGAAGGAGAAUUUGCAAGUAGAUUGAAGGGCCGUCUUCGCCAAGGAUACCCAGCUGGAUAUUUGGACCUGGCACAGGCUUACAAUGCCCUACAGACUACAAUUCAACAGGGUCGUUUGCAAACAUCAGACACAGAAUUGGCACGGCUCAUGUUUCUGGCAUAUUUAAACAAUACAGAUGUAAGUAUAGAAUACGUUGAAACGUUGAGCAAGAGUCUGAGUGUUGAAAUAGAUUCCACCUUUCCCGAUAUGCCAGACAAAGAUAGAGGGAAAAUAGACAGUUGUUUAGCUGGUCUUAAGGGAGUUAUAUCAGCAUUACAUGCUGUAAUAGAUUUUGGUCUAGAGCAGUUACGUGUGAGUGCUAUUAAACCAAGAAUAACCCCAUGGAUAGAUGCAUUUCUAUCUGCAGAUCAUCAUAUAAAUGAGGAUGAGUUGUUACGAUAUGAAACGGAUGAACCUUUUGUACAAACUUUACUUACAAACUUGGAAGGUUUAUUACAGACGUUUAAAGGUGGUUUAACGAGUUCCAAUUAUGAUGCUCUUAUUGGAAUUCUCACUACCGAGGUGACGGCUCGUUUAGAGAAAGUUGUUUUCAAGUCAAGUUUCAAUAGAGCUGGUGGGCUUAUCUUAGACAAGGAAAUUCGAUCUUUAGCCAGCUAUUUAGCAACAGCUACGUCCUGGUCAAUUCGUGACAAAUUUUCCAGGCUGAUGCAAAUAGCAACUGUAUUAAGCAUUGAGAGAGUCGAAGAACUGACAGAUUAUUGUGGGGCAGAUGCAAUAGCAUGGAAACUAACACCUUCAGAAGUACGACGUAUAGCUACUUUAAGAACGGAUCUCAGACCUGAAGAUAUUAAGCGACUCAAAUUGUAAUUUAUGGGGAGUUUUAAAUUAAAUGAAAAUUAUUUAUAAAUUUUAA
Messenger RNA from Orussus abietinus, 2491 nucleotides. It is a transcript of the gene Cog4, whose product is annotated as conserved oligomeric Golgi complex subunit 4. Lineage: Eukaryota; Metazoa; Arthropoda; Insecta; Hymenoptera; Orussidae. The transcript has 10 exons. Bases 217 to 2445 code for a protein of 742 amino acids. The record is from RefSeq and is a predicted model, not a curated record.